CGUACUGGUCAUUGCGCCGCUGAGUUCUUCUGUGGCUUUCUUUCCGAACUGUCUCCGGAUUGUGUGCAAAUUUAUCGUUCGUUACUCGUCUACGCUACGGUACGGUUAUUUCAACGGUUUGCAAGUUCAUUGUCAAUGAAUAGUGGAUUCCCAGUUUGACCGGAUACGGACGCAGGACUCAGGCAGGCGCUUAAGGAAGGAUUCGGACGGAACUGGAAACGCGCGCAUCGUGUGGAUUAGUUUGUGGUGACGUGGAUUAAGUGUAGUUUUGGGGACGGUUUUGGUUCUUUGGUGGAGAGGAACUAGUGUUAAGUGCGAUUAUUUGAUUUGGAGCUUCCAGUGAAGUGAUUUGUGUUGGGACUGAGAAAUAGUACAAAUUAUUACAACAAUGGGUUCAAGAAUUGAAAACCCUGCGAUCGAACACCGUGCUAAGCCGCCGGCUGCGGGUGCAGAGAUUGUCAUUUCCGGUAUUUCUGGGCGUUUCCCGAAUUCGGACAAUGUCAAGGAUUAUGCCUACAAUCUGUACAACAAGAUUGACAUGGUAGACGAUUUGGAAACGCGUUGGCGUCAUAGCAACGUCGAAAUUCCUCGCCGCAUGGGCAAGGUGAACAACCUGGAGAAGUUCGACGCCACGUUCUUCGGAGUGCACUUCAAGCAGGCCCACACCAUGGAUCCGCAAUGUCGUAUCCUGGUGGAACACGCGUACGAAGCCGUCAUCGAUGCCGGUGUGAACCCGAAAAGUCUGCGUGGAUCGCGAACCGGAGUGUUCGUCGGAGCUUGCUUUGCUGAAUCGGAGAAAACCUGGUUCUACGAGAAGAUCUCAUCCGGGGGAUUCGGUAUCACCGGUUGUUCCCGUGCUAUGAUGGCGAACCGUAUCUCAUACACCAUGGGAUUGAACGGUCCUUCCUUCCUGCUGGAUACGGCUUGUAGUAGCUCUAUGUACGCCCUGGAUUGUGCGUUUAAUGCCAUUCGCAAUGGUGAAUGUGAUGCAGCAAUUGUUGGAGGUUCUAACCUACUGUUGCAUCCGUACGUAACGCUGCAGUUUGCUCGUCUCGGUGUACUGGCCUCUGAUGGCUACUGUCGGCCAUUCGACAAAGAUGCUUCCGGUUAUACACGUUCAGAAGCUAUCUGCGUAGUCUUCCUACAGAAAGCCAAGGACGCUAAACGUGUGUACGCAGAUGUCGUCUACUCGAAGACCAACUGCGACGGAUUCAAAGAGGAAGGUAUCACCUACCCAUCGGGAACGAUGCAACGUAAGCUGCUUUCCGAGUUCUACCAAGAAAUCGCCAUUGAUCCAUCGACCGUCAAUUACGUAGAAGCUCACAGUACCGGUACCGUUGUUGGUGAUCCCGAGGAGUGCGCUGGGUUGGAUAAGAUUUUCUGCACAGGUCGUACGAAGCCGCUGCCGGUCGGUUCUGUCAAGUCUAACAUUGGCCACUCCGAGUCCAGCUCAGGAAUCUGCUCCAUCAUCAAGUCUGUGUUGGCAUUUGAAAAUAGAGUCAUCCCACCUAACAUCAACUUUGGCGAAAUCAGAAGUGAUAUUCCAUCGCUGGUUGAGGGUCGUUUAGCCGUUGUAGCGGAGAAUACGCCUCUGGAAGGAAACUUGAUUGCUGUGAACUCAUUCGGUUUUGGAGGUGCCAAUGCACAUGCUCUGCUCAAGGGUAACUCGAAGGUAAAGGUCAACGGUGGAAUUCCGGAGGAUAAUCUUCCAAGAUUGGUCACAUGGUCUGGUAGAACUGAGGAGGCCAUCGAUGCUAUUCUGACUGACAUGAGUAAUAGACAUCUGGACGCCGAAUACGUAUCUUUGGUGCAUAGCGUUCAGAGUGAGUCCAUUCCCGGCAAUGUGUUCCGAGGCUACGGAGUUUAUGCUAAGAACGGCACCGAGAAUGCCCUUUGCUUGGGACGCGACUGUCAGCACUACACCGGUCUGAAGCGUCCACUGGUUUGGGUAUUCAGCGGAAUGGGAUCACAGUGGACCGAGAUGGGUACUUCGCUGUUGGAGAUCCCAAUCUUCCGAAACUCCGUUGAAAACUGCCAUCGCGUGCUGGACAAGAAGGGAUUGAAUCUGAUGGAAAUCCUUACCUCGAAGGAUUGCAAAUACGAAAACAUUCUGCACUCGUUUGUCGGAAUUGCCGCUGUUCAAAUCGGUAUCGUAGAUGUCCUCCGAUCACUGGAUAUUGAACCCGACUUCGUGAUUGGGCACUCUGUCGGUGAAUUGGGUUGUGCAUACGCUGACGGGUGCUUCACGGCUGAACAAAUGAUUUUGUCCGCAUACUCCCGAGGUAUGGCCAGCUUGGAGACAAAAACCGUGUUCGGUUCCAUGGCUGCUGUUGGCUUGGGUUACCGUAAGAUCCGAACCAUGAUCCCACCAGGCAUUGAGGUUGCCUGUCACAACGGUCCCGACUCGUGUACCAUUUCUGGACCUAAAGAAAAUGUAGAGGCCUUUGUCAAGGAACUGACUGGCAAGGGAAUUUUUGCCAAGGAAGUUCCCUGCUCGAACAUUCCCUAUCACAGCAAAUACAUCGCUGAAAUGGGACCGAGGCUGUUAGCCCGACUGAACGAAGUGAUUCCGGAACCGAAGAAACGUUCAGCUAAAUGGUUGAGCUCCUCGGUACCGAAGAUCCGUUGGGAUCAACCGGAAAGCCAGUACUCCUCAGCUCACUACCACACCAACAACCUGUUGAGCUCGGUUCUGUUUGAAGAAACGUCCGCUCUGCUCCCGAAUAAUGCCAUGACCAUUGAGGUAGCCCCCCAUGGACUACUGCAAGCUAUCCUGAAGAAGUCUAUGCCAAAUGCCGUUCAUAUUGGAUUGACGAAACGGGGCAACAAAGACAACGUACAAUACCUGUUCAACGCUCUUGGAAAAUUGUACGUCAACGGGUUGGAUAUCCCGGUGUCUCGCAUGUACCCUCAAGUAGAAUAUCCCGUUUCACGGGGAACUCCACUAAUCUCUCACCUGGUACGUUGGGAUCACAGCGAAGACUGGUUCGUUACCAAGUUCGAGAUGCAAAAGUCAUCCAAGAGUGGAGAGCGUCGCGUAAAGAUCAAGCUCAGCGAUCAGGACUUCAGCUACAUUUCCGGUCAUAUCAUAGACGGACGUGUACUGUUCCCCGCUACGGCAUACCUGCAUCUGGCUUGGGAAACUCUUGCCAUGGUUAAGGGUCCCAUGUACUUCGACUUGGAGGUAGAGUUCGAAGAUGUCAAGUUCUUGCGGGCGACUUCCAUCGCCAAGGAUCAGGAAAUUGAGUUCACGGUUAUGCUGCAACCAGGUACCGGAAGAUUUGAGAUCACGGAAGGAACGGCUGCAGUCGUAACUGGCUACGUUAAGCACGUCGAGAACAUUCAAUUGUCGGAAAUUCCGGAUCCACCGGAGAGUGACUUCCCCAUGCUGUCCAGUCGUGACUUCUACAAGGAACUCCGCCUUCGCGGUUACCAUUACAAUGGAGCCUUCCGGGCGGUGCAGGAAGCUCGAGCUGACGCUCGUUGCGGAAAAGUCAACUGGGAGCUGAAUUGGGUAUCCUUCCUCGAUUGUUUACUGCAGUGCUGUAUCGUCGGUAAAGAUACUCGUUCCUUGAUGAUCCCGACAGGAAUCGAGCGUAUGCGCAUCGAUCCGAAGAUGCACCUGGCGAUCGCCAACACAAUGGAAGAAGGACAGCAAGUGUUCGACUUCAAGUACUCUGAUGUGUUGAACACAAUCCGCUGCGGUGGAAUCGAAGUCAUUGGACUGCAAGCAAGCACCGUCGGACGGAGGAAGCCUCCAGGUUAUCCAGUGUUGGAAUCGUACCAGUUCAUCUCGCAUCUUCCAGCACCGAAGAUGUCUAAAGCCGAUGCCGUACGAGUGUGCGUUCAGCUGGCCUUGGAAAACAUUCCCGUACCGAAGGUUAAGGCCGUGGAGACUGACUUCCACAACGAUACUCCGAUUACUCCAUUGUUUGCUGAAGCCCUUGGAGAUCUUCCGCUCGUCACAGCUGACUUGAUGUUCCUCUCUCAGCAACAAUUAACUCUGGCCGGAGUGCACGUUGAAGAUGGUAAACUGUCAACUCAAUCCAACUGCCUAUUCCUAGUUUCCGUCAACUGCUUGGGUCGCCCAGAAUUGUUCGAAGAAGCGGCUGGUAGCUUACAUGACAGUGGAUUUAUUCUAUCACGAGAAAGUGCAAAUCUUGUACUUGACAGCGUAGUUGCGCCAGCCGGAUACCAGCUGAUUGCGUUGAUCCCGGUUGAAGAUGAGACAUAUGUCCUGCUUCAACGUAUCAAGCGCAAGUACAUGGGAAGCCCAACCAUCGUACACAUUCCUAAUGACGACAAGUUUGAAUGGGUUCCGAAACUACGGGAAGCUAUGAAGCACGGUUCCGUGAUUGCCGUGUCUCAAAGUGACAGCAUGUCUGGAAUCAUCGGUCUGGUUAACUGUAUCCGUAAGGAACCUGAUGGUGGAAUGGUGAGCUGCGUAUUCGUAGAUGACCCGAAGGCACCGUCAUUUGAACUCGACAACCCAUUCUACAAGGCACAUCUGAAGCUUGGGCUUGCCUUGAAUGUAUACCGUAAUGGUCGUUGGGGAACUUACCGUCACUUGCAGCUACUACAGCCCAUUGUGACCAAACCAAGACGUGAUCAUUGCUACGCCAAUGCUCUAACUAAGGGAGAUCUUUCGUCGAUGACCUGGCUGGGUGGACCGUUCAACCAAAGUAGACCAAAGGGUGAACUAGUUAAAGUAUCCUACAGCUCGUUGAACUUCCGUGAUGUGAUGUUCGCGUCGGGUAAAUUGACGGCCGACUUUGCUAAUUUGUCUCGCCUCGAACAGCAGUGCGAUCUGGGUUUCGAAUACUCCGGUAUCGCAGAAAGCGGUCGCCGUUUGAUGGGUAUGCUUACCACCGGAGCUAUGGCUACCCAUGUUGAAUGCGAUGAAUCACUGACGUGGGCUGUUCCAGACAAAUGGACCCUGGAAGAGGCGGCUACUGUACCGGUAGUCUACGGUACCGUGUACACUGCACUGUUCCUCAACGCAAACAUCCAGAAGGGACAGUCCAUCCUGAUCCACGCUGGUAGUGGAGGGGUUGGUCUAGCAGCCAUCAAUGUGUGUCAGGCAUACGGGUUAGAGGUCUACACUACAGUAGGCACGCAAGCAAAACGAGACUUCCUGUUGCAAACAUUCCCGAAGCUAAAGCCAGAAAACAUCGGAAACUCUCGUGACACUUCCUUUGAGAAGAUGAUUAUGCUUCGCACCAACGGUCUAGGAGUUGACUACGUUCUGAAUUCCUUGUCGGAGGAUAAAUUGCAGGCCUCGGUUCGCUGUUUGGGAAAAUACGGCAAAUUCCUGGAAAUCGGCAAAUACGACAUGGCCAAUGAUAGCAAGCUGGGUCUGCAUAGAUUCUUGCGAGCUUUGUCAUUCACGGCCAUUUUGGUAGAUUUCCUGUUCACGGCAGCACCAGAGGAAAAACAAGUACUACGCGAUCUAGUCGAAAAGGACAUCAAGGCCGGAAUUGUCAAGCCCUUGAAGACCAAUGUCUUCCCUGCUAGUGAGAUCGAAAAUGCCUUCCGUUAUCUGGCCAGUGGAAAACACGUCGGCAAGGUGCUGCUGAAGAUUCGGGAUAACCCGAACGAUGAAUACUCUGUGCCGAUUGCAUAUCUGCCACGAAUGUACUGCAAUCCGGAUCAUUCGUACGUGAUUGCUGGUGGUUUGGGAGGAUUCGGCCUUGAGCUGGCCGAUUGGUUGGUACUUCGCGGAUGCCGCAAGCUAGUCAUGAGUUCUAGCCGUGGCAUUAGCAAGGCGUAUCAAGCCUACCGAAUCAAAAUCUGGGAACAAUAUGGAGUCAAGGUGUUGGUUAACACCGAAAACAUCACCACCAAGAAGGGAUGCGAAGCAUUGCUUUUAGCUGCUACCAAAUUGGGUCCAGUCGGUGGUAUUUACAAUCUGGCAGUUCAACUGCGUGAUAGUAUUUUCGAAAAUCAAAGUGUACAAACGUUUAUCGAAUGUAUGGGCCCGAAGGCGAUGGCAACCAAGUACUUGGAUGAACUCAGCCGGAAGCUGUGCCCCGAGUUGUCAUACUUUGUAGUGUUCUCCAGUGUGUCUUGUGGUCGAGGAAACGCUGGUCAGAGCAACUACGGCAUGGCGAACUCUGUAAUGGAACGUAUCAUCGAGCAUCGUCAUGCAAACGGUUUGCCAGCCAAGGCCGUUCAAUGGGGAGCAGUUGGUGAAGUUGGUUUGGUGGCUGACAUGCUGGAAGAUAAACUGGACAUGGAAAUUGGAGGAACUCUGCAGCAAAGAAUCUCCUCCUGUCUUCAGGAGCUGGAUCCCCUGCUGACAACUCCGGAACCAAUUGUCGCCAGUAUGGUUGUCGCGGAGAAACGUGUACGAAGCAGUGGAAAGGACAACAUUAUAGAAUCCGUUAUGAACAUUAUGAGCAUCCGUGACAUCAAAUCCGUAUCGAUGGAUACUACGUUGUCCGAGCUGGGUAUGGACUCUCUGAUGGCUGUAGAAAUCAAGCAAACUCUAGAACGCGAAUACGAACUGUUCCUAACGCCUCAGGAUCUUCGUUCGUUGACCUUCAUGAAGCUGCAGGAGCUGACCGAAGCCAAGGCAUCCACUGACGACAACGUUAAACUGAAGCUGGCCAACGAGAAGACUCCGACCGGUGUGGCCAUGUUACUACGUAACUUGGGUGAUGAGUUCAACAGCGAACAUACGAUCCUGCGUCUACAGUCGGAGAACGACUCCAAAAAGUACAACGCCUGCGUCAUCUUAACCCCUGGAAUCGAAGGUGUCGCUGGUAACGCCUGGCACAGCAUCGCGUCCCAACUAACCCUGCCCACGUUUAUCACUCAGCUGACCAAGACUAUCGACAUGGGCAGUAUACCGGAAAUUUGCCAAUAUUUGUCCCAGGACGUGAUCGAGAAUGUGUUCAAGGGAGCCGAACACUUUUACCUGGUGGGUUAUUCGUUUGGUGCUUUCAUUACCCUGGAGCUGGCUCGAUUAUUGGAAGAAACGGGUAAACGUGGUAAGAUCUUACUUAUCGACGGAGCACCCAAGUUCCUGCACAAGUUGGCUCUGGAUCAAAUGUCCGAAAAUUGGACCGAAGAAAGUGUUCAGAUUGUUCUGUUCGCUGGUAUUCUCAACACCAUCUACCCCGAUGAGACGACCGACGUUUUGCCCAUCAUCAGUGGAUGUCCCUCGUUUGAAGCUCGAAUGGACAAACUACUUGAGCUCACCAAGGAUCAAAAUAUCUACUCCGAAGCUUACCUACGAAUGAUGACGAAGGCCUUGUUCAACCGCAUCAAGAUCACACUGCUCUACGAUGUCAACAAGAUAACUCCUCUCGAGUCUCCAAUCACCUUGGUACGUCCAACUGAAGUGUCUGUCGUGGACAUCGAAGAAGACUACGGACUGUCCGAGUAUACCAAGGGAGCGGUCAGUCUCAAGUUCCUGGAAGGCAACCACAUCACCAUGCUGGAGAACCCCAAGCUGACGCAAAUUAUCACGGAGUCGGAUCCGGUGCUCGAGUCCGAUCGCUCCUUCCAGAAGUACCUCCAGAGCAAUGUAAUUGCCGAGUAAGAACCUCCGAAUCGUACGAAUCGCGCCAACCGAACCCAAAAACGACCAUUUCACGUUUUCUCCACAUUGUUGUUUAUCAACCCAGGCACACACACUUCGAUCCAAUAUUAAUGAUCCGCAUGUAGCAAGCACUUUCUGCAUUGUGUUAAUAAAAGAAAAGUUAGUUUAA
Messenger RNA from Ochlerotatus camptorhynchus, 7715 nucleotides. It is a transcript of the gene FASN3, whose product is annotated as Fatty acid synthase 3. Gene Ontology annotation, molecular function: fatty acid synthase activity; oxidoreductase activity; phosphopantetheine binding. The coding region runs from base 389 to 7546 and encodes 2385 amino acids. The transcript is spliced from 5 exons. Gene Ontology annotation, biological process: fatty acid biosynthetic process. The record is from RefSeq and is a predicted model, not a curated record. Lineage: Eukaryota; Metazoa; Arthropoda; Insecta; Diptera; Culicidae.